Molecule: messenger RNA, 3916 nt
Organism: Acipenser ruthenus (sterlet)
Lineage: Eukaryota; Metazoa; Chordata; Actinopteri; Acipenseriformes; Acipenseridae
Product: prolyl 3-hydroxylase 2-like
Exons: 15
Coding region: 400-2472 (690 amino acids)
Biological process (GO): collagen metabolic process
Cellular component (GO): endoplasmic reticulum
Molecular function (GO): protein binding; procollagen-proline 3-dioxygenase activity; L-ascorbic acid binding
Source: RefSeq, a predicted model, not a curated record
UUGCAGUUUAGAGAGGUGCGUUAAAAAACCUGACCUGCCUUAAAGUGUCCCGAGAUUCUGGAGCCUGCUGCCAACCCUAAACCUAACCCAAUGUAACAGCAACCCCCCUUCUCAGAAAACUAAGCGUUCAACACAUUCCUGCAAGGAGUUUUGCAAUGGAAAGCAACCUGCUUUCCACCUCGAAUCUAAUGCCACUCAAUUGUACCUAUGCUUUUUUUGACCGCUCGCAGUAGCCGUCCGGUUUCAGCCCGUCAGUUUUGAGUUUCACGUUUUCCUCACUUCAUGCUAAUCUCCCACUCGGGACUCCGCUGAUCAGCCUGGCUCGCAUUGAAAACAGGGUUUAGUGACAUUCACACUGCGAGCGAGUGAGUGAGUGAACGCGUAGCAGCAAACCAACUAAUGCGAACGAUGGAUUUUAACUUUACCCAGUCUGCGAUUUUCGCCGGGAUCUCGGUAUUGCUCCAGACACUCUUGUUGUGCUCAACCGCGGCAAGUUUGGAACCGUACGACCUGCUGUACGCAAGCGGCGUUGAGGCAUUUUAUAGACACGAUUAUGAGAAUGUGGUGCGCUACAUGGAGAAAGCCCUCGCAAGCUACACCGAGCUCCGGCAGACCAAGGUCCAAUGCAGACUCGGGUGCAAUGAUCAGCACCCGUUUGAUGCAUCCUUUUCGGACUUGGCGUUCUUCAGUGCAGUGCUCAAAAGGGCAGCUUGCUUGAACGAAUGCAUGGAGAGUAAAGUCGGGCAACAGCUGUCUGUGCACCUGGUCAGUGGGGAUGUCGUUCAAGACUUCAACAGAAGGGUCCCUUAUAACUAUCUCCAGCUAGCUUACUAUAAGUUGAAUCAGCUGGACAAGGCAUCAGCGGCAGCCCACACCUUCUUCCUGGCCAACCCCGAGCACAUGGAGAUGUGGCAGAACCUGGAGCACUACAAGCUGCUGGAGGGGGUGCAGGAGAGCCACUUCCAGGACAGGGAGGCUCGGCCACACCAGCAAGCCUUCACCUCUGGAGUAAAGCACUACGAUGCAGGGGACUAUGAGAAGGCCAUCUCGUUCUUCGAGGAGGCCCUGCUGGAGUAUGGCAAGGCGGACGUGGAGUGCAGGGCGCUGUGCGAGGGGCCACAGAAGUUCGAAGAGCACGAGUACCUGGAUUAUUACCCCGGCCUGUACAAGGCCAUCUCAGAUCACUACACGCAGAUCCUGAUCUGUGAACAUGAGUGUGUGCGUGACCUGGCCACCCGCCCCGGCCGGCUGUCCCCGAUGGAGAACUACCUGCCCCUGCAUUACGACUACCUGCAGUACGCCUACUUCAAGGUGAAUGAGAUUGAGAAAGCGCUGGAAUGUGCCUGGACCUACCUGCUCUUUCAUGAAGGAGAUGAGUUUAUUACCGAUAACAUCGAGUUCUACAAGGAGGCUCUAGCUGAGAACAACAGGCCCCAGGACAUCAGACCACGCCAGGAUGCUGAGAGGUAUGUGAGGCGUCACCAGCAGGAACUGAAGGUCCUGCUAGUGGGGAGUGACAAUCUGGAUUUCGUUUACUCCGAGCCGAAUUACUGGAGCACCACGUUCGGCAGAGAGGAUAUAAACAGGGUCCCUUCAGGAACUGCCAUUGGUGUGCGCUCCAGCUCUCCGUCAGAGAAGAGGACCCUGGCUUCAGAAACGGAUCCAGGACUGCGGGAAGGUGGGCCGGUGCCCUAUGACGAAGUGCAGAUAGUUUUGGGCUCCGAGGCGCUCAAUGGCUCCCAGCGAGUCCUGCUCGACGGAGUGCUCUCGGAGCAGGAGUGCAGGGAUCUCAAGAGCGCAGCGCAGACGAUCACUAUGGCUGGAGAUGGUUACAGUGGGAAGAUGUCGCCCCACACGCCCAAUGAGAAGUUUGAAGGGGCAACGGUGCUGAAAGCCCUACAGUACGGCUAUGACGGGCGGAUCCCAUUGAAAAGCGCCCAGUUGUUUUACGAGGUCAGUGAGAAGGCGCGGAGGACCAUUGAGUCCUAUUUCAUGCUGAACUCCACCCUGUAUUUCUCAUACACCCACUUGGUGUGCAGGACAGCAAUCCAAGGCCAGCAAAGCCAUCGGAACGACCUGAGCCACCCGAUCCACGCAGAUAACUGCUUACUGGACACUGAGGCCUUCGAAUGCUGGAAGGAACCCCCUGCGUACACAUACAGAGAUUACAGUGCUAUUUUAUACCUGAAUGGAGAUUUCGAUGGCGGGGAGUUUAUCUUCACUGAGAUGGAUGCCAAAACAGUCACUGCCUCAGUGAAGCCCAAUUGCGGGCGCAUGGUGGGCUUCUCGUCAGGUGGUGAGAACCCGCAUGGCGUGAAGGCUGUCACCAGGGGGCAGCGCUGCGCCGUGGCCAUGUGGUUUACACUAGAUCCACUCUUCAGAGAACUGGAGAGGCUACAGGCGGACGAGGUGAUGCAGUCUCUAGAUGAUGAACACCGGAUGGACAUUCUCAACCCAAGGGAUGAGUUAUAAACUCAUUCAGAAUGACAUGGAACGUUAUGUUAAUUAAUAUCUAUUUAUUUAAGAGCGUUCAUUUUAACGGAAGGGUUUAUUUUUGUACCAUGUGUCAAUAUAGUGUGAAAAACGUUUUUUUGAUGAGAUCUAACGGAUAACGCGGCAUGACGGUACUUGAGUGUUUUUUGUUUGUUUUAUUGUUUCGUGUGUUGCCUGUUCUGUAGCAUUGUUUGACUUCCAGGCCACCCAAAGCAAACCUAAACUUCAGCCCGUUUCACUGCUAGUUUCAUGAGUGUAUCGGACAGGUGUGGCUCCACGCAGUGAGUUUUGUACCUACCCAUUUUUUUUUUUUUUUUUUUUCUUAAUCCUAGUUUUUAUAAAUAUGUUUCAAAGCUGGUCAUACUAAGGAGUUCCACGUAGCAUUUCCUUUCCCUUAGGGUCUCCUGUCCCUAUUGUAAUGCAAUAGGGACAGAUUGGAAUGCAAAUGAGUUCCAGUAUUGUAUAAAGGAUGCACUUCCUAGGUGCUAGGCUGCUUGUGUAACAAUGAUCUGAGCAGCGCAGCUGAGACACAGAGCUGGAGGGUCUGAAUCGAAGCAAGGCUGUUAAAAUGACCAAAUGAAAUGACGGUGAAGAGCAGCAGUCCAAAGGGAUGGGUCACUCACAGCACUUUAAACCACUGCAAACUCCUCACCUGGAGUCCAGUUUCUUGUAUUCAUUUUGUCCAACAGCUCCAUCACUCCUCUGCAGAACCUUAUUCUGAGUAAAGACAUUUAAAAACUAAGUUCAUACCUGUUUUUCAAGCUAUGUUAUGUAAAGGGCGCUCAUGAAGCCAGCUAAUUAAACGGUGCUACAGUACAUGUCUUUGUUAGGUAGCUGCUAUUUUAAUUGUCAAAAUUGAUGAUCAAAGAUCGUUUUUUAUGUUGUUGCCAUUCUUUUUUUUUUUUUUCUAGAACGUGGUAUUUUAAUUGAUUUCCUAUUUCAAGGAACUUCUCGCCUAUGUUUUAUUGUUCUGUGGACGGUUCAUGCCAAAGAGCUGUGUUGAAGAAAAAAGCUUUUCCAUGCAUGUCCCAUGGCCACUGCACAGACUGUAUAUGCUGGGAGUACUGGCAGUCUUUAUCUGAAGCAUCCACUACAUCCAGUUGUUUUUAGAUUAAGAGGAUUUGCAUUUUUUUGUUUUGUUUUUAGGACAUUACUUGGUGGGAAAGGCCACUUGUUUUCUUUUCUUUGCAAAUGUAUUUUGAAGGCAGGACUUCUUUAGUUGAAAAUGAGUAGCUUCCCGCAAGCGAUGAAGGUGUCUGAUUUUUCUUUUUACCUUUUCAGAUGUCGAUUGUAAAUUUAAGAAUGCUGUUGUAUAUCAAGAAUGGUCUUUCUUAUGUAUUAUUAUUAUUAUUAUUAUUAUUUAAUUAAGUUAUUGUUCAACUAGAGAUUCAUUUUUUAGCUAUUAAAGCAAUAUUUUCUUGCA